This is a messenger RNA of Trichogramma pretiosum, 3580 nucleotides long. Its product is annotated as SAFB-like transcription modulator. Lineage: Eukaryota; Metazoa; Arthropoda; Insecta; Hymenoptera; Trichogrammatidae. Gene Ontology annotation, cellular component: nucleus. The transcript has 12 exons. Bases 260 to 3013 code for a protein of 917 amino acids. Gene Ontology annotation, molecular function: sequence-specific DNA binding; RNA binding. The record is from RefSeq and is a predicted model, not a curated record. Gene Ontology annotation, biological process: regulation of mRNA processing; regulation of transcription by RNA polymerase II.
AGGCAAGCGAACGAAGAGAGAUUAGAGAGACGGGUCUCACUCUCGUUAGAUUACCUCAAGUAUUAUUCUUUCUUGUAGUAAAUUAACAAAAGCUAAUUGCACGAGACAGCAUCUCGUUAUCGUAUACAUUGGUUUAGGUAAACAGUGGUGAUAAAUUGGUAAUACUUUUUUUGUGCGCAGUUACAUUUUGAUUUUUGUGUCUUACGCGUUUUUACAAUUUCCCGAGUGAACCCAUCUCCACUUUUGUGAUUUCGUUAAGAUGGCCGACGUUUCCGAGGGUAAAAAACUUACAGAAUUGCGUGUCAUUGACUUAAAAACAGAGCUAGAACGUCGUGGCCUUGACAAGACUGGGAAUAAAGCUGCAUUGCUCGAAAGAUUAGCUAAGGCCAUCACUGGCGAAGGACAUAAUCCAGACGAAUAUUUGAUAGUUCCUAGUGUGGGGCUUUCCAAAGCUACUCUUAAAAAAGCAGUUGUAGAACAGCCUACAAUGGUACCACUAGUGGAAGAAACUACCAAGGCUGAAGACACCAAACGAGUAGAAGUUGAAGAAGCAGACAAGAUUGAAAAAGUUAAAGAAACUCCAAUGGAAAUUAACGAAGUUGUAGAAGCAGAAGUAGAAGAAGACAGUAAUAAUGAUCAACAGGCUACUAAUAAAAAAAAAUCUAAAGAUGACGCACUGGUAGAAAAAUCCAACAAUUCUAUAGAUGGUGCCGAGGAACUUAUAAUCAAUAUUUCUGCUCAGCCAGAAGACCUCAACAUGGAAUGUCAAGAUGCUGAACCUGAGCCUGAAACUGAAGAAAUAGAAGAAAAAAUAGAAAAACCAAUAGAAAAUAAGUAUACUGGUUCUGAAGAUUUGAGCAAUGUAUCAGCAGUUGAAACUAAUGGAAUUGAUAAUGAAGAUUCCAUCAACUUGACUAUUGGAGAAGAUGAAGAAAAUCUACUUGCAGAAGAGUCUGAAUCCAAUGAUAGGUCUAAAGCAGAUGGAGAUAAUAAGAAGAAAAUGGAAGAGAGUGACAACAGCAACAACAACAGUGACAUCAGUAUCAACAAGAAGGGAGACUCUAAAGGUAGCGGCAAAACAGAGAGCAGUGCUAGCGACAAGGAAGAGGAAACUGCAUCUACUACAACACCAGCUUCUUCUGGUCCUAGUGCAACAGGAGUGAAGAACAAACAAGAUGGAGAAGGAAACAAGAGCUCUGAUACAAAAAAAGAAAGCUCCAAAAAGGAGGAUUCCAAGGAAAAAAGUUCUUCAAGCAGCUCAAAUUCGUCAAGUAGAAAUCUUUGGGUUUCCGGUCUAUCGCAUUCAACUCGUGCCACUGAUUUGAAACAAAUUUUUUCAAAGUAUGGAAAAGUCAUCGGGGCUAAAGUAGUGACAAACGCUAGAACACCUGGAUCAAGAUGUUACGGUUAUGUUACAAUGUCUUCGAGUGAUGAUGCUGUCAAAUGUAUCGAAAAUUUACACAAAACAGAGCUGCAUGGCAGGGUUAUCACCGUUGAAAAAGCAAAAAGCGACUCCCAACAAAGAGAUAAUCGCAAACAAGCUGCUUCAAAAACUGAUAAAAAAGAUGAAAGAUCGAAAGAUUCGGAAUCUAACGAUAAAGAAGCUGAAAAAAAAUCUGAUGAUCAAAAAGACGCGGAAGAUAAAAACGUCAAAGAUAAAAAAGAUGCCAAAAUCGAUGAAUCAAAUAGUGAUCGAGACAAACGCGAAAGCAACAGUCAAACUAAGGAUGAAGGCUCUUUAAAAGAUUGUGAUGCUCGUUCAAACAAAUCAGAAAAAAAAUCUGAUCAUGGUCGAGGUAGUAGCCGGGAGGAUAAAAAGCGUUCUUGGGAUCGUGCACGCUCAAGAUCCAAAAGCAAAGACCGAACCCGGCGUGAUAACGUAUUAUCCUUUGAUAAAAUAAAGGAGGAACGCGAACGACAGCGUAAUCGAGACAAAGAGCGUCAAGCUCGAGAAGAAAAACGUCGUCAGUUUGAAGAUAUGAAACGCAAACGUGAUAUAGAACGCGAAGCUGCUCGUCUCGAGCGCGAACGUGAAAAGCUCCGCCUAGAACGAGAGCGAAUUGAACAGGAAAAAGCCGAGUUACUGCGUUUAGAACGCGAGCGUCAAAAACUCGAACGCGAAAAGUUGGAACGUGAGCGUCAAGAAUUAAAGCGUCAACAGGCUAGGUUGGAAGAAAAUCGCCGAGCUCCACCACCACCAGCUGCCCUGAAACGCACUUUGUCUGAUAGACGUGAACCCCGUGAUUCUUAUCCUGAAUCCGACAGAAAAAGGAUGGCGACCGACGGUCGCAGCCGACACAGUCCAUCUGAUAGAUCUGACCGUAGACCAGACGUACUCGAAAGAGUUGAAAGAAGAAUCGAAAGUUCAAGAUAUGACUCUAGACCAAAAGAUAUGGGCAUGUCAAAACCUUUCAAAGGUGGCAGAGGCGGUGGGGACUUUGCAUCGCGUGGUGGGCGAGAUCAUUUUGAAUCUACCAGAGGGGGUGGUAGAGGAGGAAGAGGAGGUGUCAGAGAUACCCGAGGACCACCACAAAAUGAUCAUAGACCUGGAAAAGACAGAUAUGAAAGGCCAACAACGUUUGGACGCGAACGUGAAGUACAUAGAGUUGAGGAGAGUUAUAGAGGUGGACGAGAUACUCGUUACGAAGCCAAACCCACUCGUGACACUCGAUACGAUGUGGGAGGAACGAAACCGACAGGUUGGCAAUCAGGACCACCAGCAAAACCGACUUAUAAUACGACUAAUACACGAAAUGAACACAGUGGCUGGAAUAAUCGAUCUUCAGAUACAAGAGUGACGUCGCAAUGGAAUCGAACUGAUAAUGUCAGUAAUAACAUGGGUGGUGGCAAUGGUGGCAAUGGUGGUCAUAGUGGACACCAGCGCUCACAAGUAUAUCAGACAGGACCAAAUCAAUACGGUAGUAGCAACAUGUCACAAGGAAACAGUGGGACAUCGUAUGGUGGUGCCAGAUUUGAUCCUUACAAAAAUUCCAUGCAAAUGAGGAAAUACUAAAAAAAAAAUAAAAAUCAUCAAACCAUUGUUUAUGCAUGGAAAAAUCAUUAGGUUGAAAGAAAAAUGAAAUCGUAUUUUAUGCUACAUGUAUAAGUAUUCAUACCAUGAUUAUUAACUAGUGUUUGUUUGAUCAUUGUAUUUUUUAAAGUAUGUGAUGACCGGACUUUUAUAAUUAAAAAUAUGGAUUUAUGUUUCAUGACGUAGAAAUUGUGGUCAAUGAGUAACUUUGACGAUCGAGUUUAUAUCAUCUACUUAUAUAAACUGUUGUUACUACUUCACUUUUCAUUCAAAAGUGGUACAUAAUUAUGUAUUAUUAUCAAUGCAAUUAUAUAUGAAUGCAUGGAUGUCUAUACAAUUAGAUAUUUAAGAGAAUUUCAGCUAUAAAUUAGACACUACUUUAGAGUAGUACCUUAAAAUGCUGUAAAAAGUUGAGUAAGUUCCAUAUGAACAAAUGUAAAUUUAACCAUAAUCAAUAAUUGUAAUUAAGGAACGAUUUUUUAUGUAAAGGUCAUGUUUGUAAUGUAGGUUUGUAUGGAAGAGUGAAAGAUUACUGUUUAUAAUCUAAUU